Molecule: messenger RNA, 1335 nt
Organism: Penicillium maclennaniae
Lineage: Eukaryota; Fungi; Ascomycota; Eurotiomycetes; Eurotiales; Aspergillaceae
Gene: nsdD
Product: GATA-type sexual development transcription factor NsdD
Exons: 5
Biological process (GO): regulation of DNA-templated transcription
Molecular function (GO): sequence-specific DNA binding; zinc ion binding
Source: RefSeq, a predicted model, not a curated record
AAGUACGUGAUGGGGUCUUUGGAAGCCGCACCAAGGCACAGAGACCCUUUGCCCGCCCUCGGUGGUUUCAGAGGCAAGGACUCGGGAUUCAAACACCCCAUCUCAUCGCCCAUCAUCCCCCUCCACUCCUCCAGCAUGUAUUCCGGUCAACAAUCACCCUACUCCUACGCGCCCGCGACCAACGCCGCACCCCAACCCGGUUACAUUUCACCGCCAGAGUCGCGCCGGGUCAUCGAGGAUGAAAAAGACAAGGCCACACCCCGCCAAUCCCUCCCAUCCAUUCACGAGGCCCUCGACCUUCCUUAUCCCGCUCCCACCUCCGCUCCUCAAUCACAACCUGGUCACGCUGCACCGCCAUCACAUCUGGUCGGGCGCUCCGCGGAAGGCCCGUCAGGGCCCCCCAACCCUUUCUCUAAUGGUCCUGCUUCGGGCUCCCUGCUGCGGGAAGCGGGCUACCCCCACCAGAAUCAACUCCAGACUGAGGCCUCGCGCAACAGUCUAGCCUCGAUCAACACGACCGAUUCACGGAACCCGUCGCUCCACUCCCUCAGCACCGGCAAGUCACCGACCCAGAGCGCCAAAACCGGCAUUACCUCGGUGACAGGCUCCCAAAAUUCCUCCGGUUAUGACCGCCGAACGGCACGUCAUACUCCUCCGGCACCCUAUGAUAACCGAUACAUGGGUGCACCACGCGUGGAAGAGGUCAAGGGUGGAUUCGUGGGUCGCUCGAUUCCUGGUCAGCCACAUAGCGAUUCGGUAAAACGACAUUUGGACGUGUACGAUGUGGAGACAUCUCUGAAUGAGAUCUCGGAGAUGAGCACCCGAACACUUGACUUUUCACGGCACUACGCUGCUCGUGCACACCAGACACAACGGUCUGGCCCGGUCUUAGGGUCUCUGCCCUCUCUCGGGGAAGUGGAGGACAUGCUCCAUAUGCAGCGUCGGAACCAAGAUGCACUCAUCCGGAUACGGACGGCGGUCGUCAACCAAGAACAAGCUCUAGCGGAACAGCUGGCACAACGCAAGGCCUACAAGCCCGGAGAAGACGAGCACAUGGCCAUGUAUCAAGAAGAAUUCAAAGGUACAGGUGGAUUUGCCGGGGCGGACUCGAAAAAACGGCGUGGAAAGGCGGCCCCUCCUGGUCGUUGCCACAGCUGUAACCGAGCCGAAACACCGGAAUGGCGUCGGGGUCCAGAUGGUGCCCGAACGCUGUGUAACGCGUGCGGGCUUCACUACGCCAAGCUAACACGAAAAAUGGGCGCGAACAAAGCGGCGACCCUGGGAUCGAAUCUAAAGCCCAAGAACCUUGACUCCGCAUCGCCAACCAGUCAUUGA